AUGGCGGCUGUUGUCACGGUGUUGAAAAACUUCCAGAAAUGGUGGUUUGCGGUUGAAAUGAAGAACGGGCAUGGCGUGCUAGGUCGCCUGCUGAGGGGCGUGGCGGGCGCCGUGGGCGGGGAAGCUAGUCGAGUCGAAGUCGUCAGUGUCUACGGGCGCCUCCCCGCCCCCGGCCAGCCCAAGCCCUUCAGCUUCUCCGACGUGUCUUCGAGGACGCCUCCCUCAGCGCCUUCGUCAGGUCGCCCAUCCACCCUGCAGCGCCCACCGCCUCCUCCCUCGGCCUGCGUCUGGCUCAGCGUGAGGGACGAGGGCGGCGCCUACAUGGACCCCAUCAAACUUCAGGGCUUGCUGGAACUUCACUCGAGGAAGCUAACCGAGACGACGCAGCUGACUGUGAUGAUGGACGAAUGUGGGCAGGCGUCCGGCACUUGGCCCUCUGGCAUUCCCUUCUACGGGCCCUCCCUGCCUCACCUCCUGCAGGAUCAGAUCAGGGACCCCUCCUCGGCGGCCUCCCUUCCCUCCACUUCCCUCCCUCUGCAGGUAGUAGACGUCAACUCCACGUCCCUGGUUACUCCCCGUCUCUCCACUUCGCACAACUGCCACACGCACGAGCCAGAACACUGCCUCUCGAACACCUGUCUGAACGGAGGCAGGUGCGUCAGGUUUCAGACGGGGAAUAGGUGCAUCUGCCCGGGCGGCUCCCAAGGCCCGCGGUGCAAGGUGGCCGCCCGCACCUUCUCGGGCGCGGGGUGGGCGUGGGUGCGGGCGCCGCCCCCGUGCCUCCCCGCCCGCAUCUCCCUCCGCCUCCUGAUCCGCCGCCCCGCCGGCCUCGUCUUCUACUCUGGCCCGAUGGCGCCCACGCCGCGGGGCCCCGACGCCCCGCCCACGCCCCUCCUGGCGCUGCAGCUGUGGCAGGGGCGGCCGCAGCUCCUGCUGGAGGGGCGGGGCGGCCCGCUCAAGGUGGAGCUCAACACGACGCUCCACAACGGCCACUGGCACACCAUCCACAUUCAGCUCCACUCCAAGGGCGUGGCGCUGAUGCUGAACCUGUGCGGGCGGGGCUGGCAGGACGCAGGCCACGACGAGAGCCGCUGCCUGGCGCGGGCCGACUGGAGGGACGCGGAGGCGGCGGCGGCCACCUGGCCCUGGUUUGGCCACGGGAUCCUGCAGCUGGGCGGCAUGGCGCACGCCCCCCCGCUCCCCGACGACCACGGGUGGGCCACGGCGCCCACGUCGCGCCCACUCGACGGCUGCAUCUCCCACCUGCGGUUCAACGGCCAGGUAAGACGCGGCCUGCAGUCAUGGCGCAGGGACGCGGGCGAGCUGGUCGACCUCGGCGAGCCGGCCGUCAGCGAGGGCAGCGCGGGCGGCUGCCGGCCCCAGGAGGAGGCGUGUCGGGGCGCCAUCCCUGGGUGCGGGCGGCGCGGGCGCUGCGUGGGCGGCCUGGAGCAGCCCGAGUGCGAGUGCGAGCCCGGCUGGUCCGGCCUCGGCUGCACGACGCCCACGGCGCCCGCGACGCUCGGGCGGGCGUCGUACGUGAAGGUGGCGCUGUCGUUCACGCCGGCGCCGCACGUGCUGACGCUGCAGCUGCGGCUGCGGACGCGCGGCGCCAGGGACGGCCUGCUGGUCCUCGUCAACACGCACCACGAGGACGUCGGGCUGGCGCUGCACAGGCUCUCCCAGCUGCGUGCGGGCGUUGUGUGCUCCUCGGUGCGCGGCGGCGGGCGUGAGGAAAGGGCGGCGUGCGUGGAAGGGCGUCCCGUGAGCGACGGGGCGUGGCACACGGUGUGGGCGGAGCGACAUGGCCACAACCUUCUGGUGGGCGUGGACGACGGCGACGGCUGGCGGAGGAACGAGUCGCUGCCGCUGCUGGAGGGCGUGGCGGAGGGCGGCGGGGCGUGGGGUCCUCCGCCGCCCCUCCACGUGGACAAGAACGAGGGGAUCACCGUGGGCGGCCGGCCUGAAUUCGCGGGCGUGAACCUCGUCACUGUGAGGGAUGACCUGCAAGACGCUUGUAUCGAAGACCUCAGACUCUCCGGCCGCCCCCUCCCUCUACCCCCGGUUAACAACAGCACAACAUGGGGCCAAGUUACAACGUUGCAACACAUGAAAUCAGAUUGCACAGCUCCCGACGCUUGUCUCAACACCACCUGUGCUGUUCCUCUCACGUGCACCUCGACUUGGGGGCAAGCCGCUUGUAGCUGCGGUCCGGGCCGAGAACUGGUGGGCCGCACCUGCAAAGACAUAGACGAGUGUCUGUGGCAGCCCUGUCUCCAUGGGGGGUCCUGUUAUAACAUGCGGCCCGGCUUCCUGUGUGUGUGCGGCCCUAGUCACUCCGGACAUUACUGUCAGUGGACCAAUUUAGGCUCUACAGCAUAUUCUCUCACGGGAACACUGGCCAUCGUCACUCUCACUCUGUCGCUCAUUCUCGUGGGUGAGUACAAAGGAGUUAAAAGUAAAAAGGAGGAUUAG
Messenger RNA from Penaeus monodon (black tiger shrimp), 2472 nucleotides. Its product is annotated as putative neural-cadherin 2. Bases 1 to 2472 code for a protein of 823 amino acids. Gene Ontology annotation, molecular function: calcium ion binding. NCBI's taxonomy places the organism in Eukaryota, Metazoa, Arthropoda, Malacostraca, Decapoda, Penaeidae. The record is from RefSeq and is a predicted model, not a curated record. The transcript is spliced from 10 exons.